Molecule: messenger RNA, 1451 nt
Organism: Acinonyx jubatus (cheetah)
Lineage: Eukaryota; Metazoa; Chordata; Mammalia; Carnivora; Felidae
Product: asialoglycoprotein receptor 1
Exons: 7
Coding region: 76-1179 (367 amino acids)
Biological process (GO): biological process involved in interspecies interaction between organisms
Cellular component (GO): external side of plasma membrane
Molecular function (GO): D-mannose binding; fucose binding
Source: RefSeq, a predicted model, not a curated record
GGGGAAGAAAGGCCGGGGCCCCGACCCGGGUGGGGAGGGGGCUGGGCGGGAAAACCUCAGAGGGGUGAAGUUUGCAUGUCAGGCCUGGGAAAGAACUGGAGAAAGAAGAGAGGUUUUCACGUAACCACCGAUGACUUAGAAACGGACUGGACCCCGCACCGUCCGGCUCCAUUCGGCCCCAGCCUCAGCUCUAACCCCAGCCUUGACCUAGGCCCAGGUCCAGCCAGCCCUAUCAUGACAAAUGACUAUCAAGACCUUCAGCAUCUGGACAACGAGGACAAUGGCCAUCAGCUUAGACAAGCGCCACCUCCGCCCCAGCGGCUCUUCCGGAGACUCUGCUCCGGACCCUGCUUCCUCCUGCUCUCCCUGGGCCUCGGCCUCCUGCUGCUGGUGGUUGUCUGUGUGAUCGGAUCCCAGAACUCCAAGCUGCGGGACGAGCUGCAGGCCCUGAGGGUCACGUUCAGCAACUUCACGGCGAGCACAGAGGUCGAGGUCAAGACCCUGAGCAGCCAGGGUGAGCGGGCCCUGGGGCUGCGGCUGGGGGGGUUAGGGGGGCCCGUGGACCGCUGGGGAUGUCGGGACACUGAGCCAGCCUCUCCCCCAGGGGGAAGCGUGGGCAGGAAGGUGAAGUCGUUGGAGUCCCAGCUGCAGAAACAGCAGCAGCAGCUCAGCGAAGAUCACUCCAGCUUGCUGCUGCACGUGAAGCAGUUCGUGUCGGACCUGCGGAGCCUGAGCUGUCAGAUCGCCGUCCUGCACGGCAACGGCUCCGCGGCCUCCUGCUGCCCGGUCAACUGGCUGGAGUUCGAGGGCAGCUGCUACUGGUUCUCCCGCUCCGGGAAGUCCUGGCCGGAGGCGGACAAGUACUGCCGGCUGGAGAACGCGCACCUGGUGGUGGUGGGCUCCUGGGAGGAGCAGAAGUUCAUCCAGCACCACAUGGGGCCUGUGAACACCUGGAUGGGCCUCACCGACCAGAGUGGGCCCUGGAAGUGGGUGGACGGGACGGACUACGAGAAGGGCUUCAAGAACUGGAGGCCGGAGCAGCCGGACGACUGGUACGGGCACGGGCUGGGCGGGGGCGAGGACUGCGCCCACUUCACGGACGACGGCCGCUGGAACGACGACGUGUGCCAGAGGCCCUACCGCUGGGUGUGCGAGACAGAGCGGGACGCGGCCGGCUAGGAGCACCCCCGCCCCCUAAUUUAUUUCCUUGGCGCCCCCACCUGCCGGACGAUGCUGCUGUCCCGGGUGGGGGCCGGGGACGGGGGCUCCUCCACCUUCUCGGGGAUGUUUGAUCUGGGAUUUUAAGGGAAGUUUCGGGGACGGUGUCUGAGGAAUGCAGGAAUCACGUUUGGAGGGGCGGGGAGACGGCAACCCGCUUUCCGCGCUUUACAGGUGGUUGUCAACGUGUUUCUGUUUCGGAGGAAACAAUGAACGGAAUAUUCUAAACGUGC